GAGAUGCAAAAUAAACCCAUAAUCAGUACAUUCCUCUUCUUGAGCAAAACUGGACUUAGUAAAGGACCUUGGGUGACAGACAACUGGUGACUAGUCCUUCAUUCGUAGUGAUAAUCUUUGGACAAAUUCUAAAAGAUAGUGAACAGUAUUUUCAGGAGGAGCAAGUAGAAUAUUUGCAUGUAUGACCUCAUCCACAAGCUCCAUAUAAACAGGAGGUGGAGGUGAGUAGUCAGACUCAAAACCAGUUCCAGGCCCAGUAAUUUCCAAGCAGAUCAAGACCAUGGCAGGCUUCGGUUCUAUGCUACUGCCCCUGGGUCUGUUUUUAUACCUGAUACUGCCGUUUUCUUCUGCCAGCCCUCCAAAUCACAGAGACCCCUGCAUGAUCUUUGAUGAGGUUUCCACCACCACCAGCCCAGGAAUCAAGGUUAAUUCUGAUGUCUUUGAAAACAACACAGUCUACUUAGUAAGGAUUCCUGUGACUUCAAACGUCAGCUCUGUGGUCCUGCGAGCACUGGACAAGAACAACAACUCAGUGGGCUUCUGGCAAGGAGCAGACAUGACGUGCAAUAGCAGCUUUCUAUAUCACGUGCAGUAUUUACACAACACAUUCUUCGAGGCAAAUUGGAAGGCCUUUAAUGUAAAGAACAUCACUGAAGUUGAGCUACAAGCCUUCAAUGUCUACCUCAACAAGACAGCUACAUUUUCUUCUGUGAAACUCAAAAAUGCAAGGAUGGUCACAACCACAGCCUCCAUGACUUCCACUACCACGAUUCCUAAGACUUCCGCUACCUCGACUCCCAAGACUUCUGCUACCUCGACUCCUAAGACUUCUAACACCAGCCCAACCAAAACGCCAACCCUAAGCACAACCAGAAGCAUGGCCAACAGAGUUUUCAGCAGCCCCAUCACAGAUGCCAUUCACAUCUUGAUUGCUUUUCUCACCUGCAAACUCCUCUUCUAAAAGACAACAAGAGAAACCAUUGUUCCACCUCCACUGCAUCCUCCUAUGUUCAGGUCCAAGCUGGUACUUGGACAUGUAUGUGAUUGAAGACUUUAGGUUCUCAAAUGUACAACUCUACUGCCAUUGCCAUGAACUAAAAUGGAGAUCUGGGGGCACUCAUCAGUGGGCCUGGGUCACAUAGAUGUUCAACUAGAUCUUUCAGGACACAAACCAUGCUUUUUCAUUAAUACUUACACUGGGCCUGAGCAUAACUUUUUGAGUUCUGCCUCUCAGCUUAACAUGUUGACAGUCAGUUCUACAGCCAAUCUUAACUUCUGUUCACUGCCAAAUUAUUCCUCUGUGUCCCUGAGUUCUGUGGUAAGAAUCCUUCCUUGUUUUCAAGAUGAUCUCAGAUUUCUGACCAAAUCCACUCAGGUCAUGCUGAACUUCUGUGACUCAUAUGAAUCAACUGAGGAAAAAGGAGAAAUAGCCCCGAGGCUAUGGGCAGCUUAUUCUUUUAUCCACAUCAGUAGGUUUUGAAGGGCAUAAGAAUAAGACUAUACCAUGUCUGAGCAGCCAAGGAUAGAAAAAGUAUUCCAUAUAGGCAUUUAUACUUCAAGCAAGAUAAUGAAUAUAUUAAAUUCAAUUAUGUCUUUAAUGAGUGAUUAACUUAAAAUAUAGAGAAGGCUAUCUAAUUUUAUUAUUUUAUACAGAUAUUUUUAAAAUAAUGAAAUGGUGAAUGUGUGAAUGUUUUCAAAGGCCAAACCUAAGGGUAAAAUUAAUCAAUUUUCAUUCUCAAGUGCAAACUGAUCACUUGUCUUCUAACAGUAAUUUCCAAUAAGAAUUCAGCAAAAUAUUUAUAAUACUUAAGGUACAAUGUAAAACCAAAUGAAAACACGGUAUUUUCUGUAAUAAUAAACAACAAAGUUUUUUCAAAAUAAUUGUGCUAAAUUCCUGAUUGCCAGCACUCUUUUCUGAUCCCAAAAAUGUGCACCUUUUAAGAGUUCAGACUCUAUUCAUUCUUCCCUCUCUUCCUUAGAACACCUUAGUACUAUUCAUUGUCACUUCCUGUUGUUUGUAACUGAACAAAGCCUCGUAUGCAAAUAUUUAGUCUGUUUAUUUAUAUAUGCUUGGCUAAAUAAAGUAAUUGCAGGUUCCUCUAUUAAGACAAUUUGAUGGUGAUUUUUCUUUCUAGUGUCCAAAAAAAGACAGUAAUAUGAGCUAAACAACUAUUCUCCCAUUCAAGAUUAUCCAUCUACUGAAGGCGUGGUAGUUAAGGCGCUG
This is a messenger RNA of Tupaia belangeri chinensis (Chinese tree shrew), 2224 nucleotides long. It is a transcript of the gene PLET1, whose product is annotated as placenta expressed transcript 1. Gene Ontology annotation, cellular component: apical plasma membrane; external side of plasma membrane. Gene Ontology annotation, biological process: wound healing, spreading of epidermal cells; negative regulation of cell-matrix adhesion; positive regulation of cell migration. The coding region runs from base 281 to 961 and encodes 226 amino acids. The transcript is spliced from 4 exons. Lineage: Eukaryota; Metazoa; Chordata; Mammalia; Scandentia; Tupaiidae. The record is from RefSeq and is a predicted model, not a curated record.